Messenger RNA from Anopheles maculipalpis, 2101 nucleotides. It is a transcript of the gene GlyS, whose product is annotated as glycogen [starch] synthase. Gene Ontology annotation, molecular function: alpha-1,4-glucan glucosyltransferase (UDP-glucose donor) activity. Gene Ontology annotation, biological process: glycogen biosynthetic process. Gene Ontology annotation, cellular component: cytoplasm. Lineage: Eukaryota; Metazoa; Arthropoda; Insecta; Diptera; Culicidae. Bases 17 to 2101 code for a protein of 694 amino acids. The record is from RefSeq and is a predicted model, not a curated record. The transcript has 5 exons.
UGCAGAAAUCAGCGCCAUGAGUCGUCGAUAUUCGCGCGUCGAAUCCAGCUCGGAUCUGAUGCAGUUCCUGGACCGGGGACAUUCGGCCAACACGGAAAAUCGAUGGACGUUCGAGAUAGCGUGGGAAGUGGCGAACAAAGUUGGAGGUAUAUACACGGUGAUCCGCUCGAAAGCGUUCGUGUCGACCGAGGAACUGGGCGAUCAGUACUGUCUGAUUGGACCGUACAAGGAAGCGUCCGCACGCACGGAAGUUGAGGCGUGCGAAUUUCCCAGCAAUGGACCGUUCUAUCGUGCCGUGACGGCGAUGCGUAAUCAAGGCUACAAGGUGCACUGCGGCCGUUGGUUGGUCGAUGGCAAUCCACAGAUCAUACUGUUCGACAUCGGUUCAGCUGCAUGGAAAAUGGAUGGCUACAAACAGGAGCUGUGGGAUUCGUCCAACAUCGGCAUUCCCCAUCUGGACAUUGAGUGCAAUGAUGCGAUCAUACUGGGCUAUACAGUCGCUACUUUUAUCGAUGAGUUUAAACGCUGCGCUGAGGUUUACUCGCACGAGAACGAAUACGGUCCACCAAGAAUUGUAGCACACUUUCACGAAUGGCAAGCCGGCGUUGGGUUGAUAGCACUGCGCACCCGUCAGGUGGAUGUAGCGACCGUGUUCACCACGCACGCCACCCUGCUAGGGCGGUACCUUUGCGCUGGUAAUACCGAUUUCUACAACAACCUGGAUAAAUUCCCCGUAGACGAGGAAGCCGGCAAGCGUCAAAUCUAUCAUCGGUACUGUCUGGAGCGUGCGGCCUCACAUCUAUCGCACGUGUUCACGACAGUUUCGGAGAUCACGGGCUACGAGGCGGAACAUCUGCUCAAGCGCAAACCGGACAUUAUCACACCGAACGGGCUGAACGUGAAGAAGUUUGCGGCCAUCCACGAGUUCCAGAAUAUGCACGCGAUGGCAAAGGAAAAGAUACACGAAUUUACGCGCGGCCACUUUUAUGGACACUUUAACUUCAACAUCGAAAAGACGCUGUACAUGUUCAUAGCGGGUCGGUACGAGUUCACCAACAAGGGCGCGGACAUCUUCAUCGAAGCGUUGGCCCGCCUGAAUCACAUGCUAAAGUCGAACAACUCGGACGUGACGGUGGUAGCAUUUCUGAUCUUUCCGGCCAAAACGAACAACUUUAAUGUGGAAUCGUUGCGCGGUCACGCUGUCACGAAACAGCUGCGCGAUACGAUCAAUAGCAUACAGCAGGACAUUGGCAAGCGCAUGUACGAGACGUGUCUGCAGGGUCAGCUGCCCGAGGGGACGGAGAUACUGACCAAGGAAGAUAUCGUCAAGAUCAAGCGCUGUCUGUACGCGCUCCAAAGGGACGGUAAUCCGCCCGUCACCACGCACAACGUGGUGGACGAUUGGAACGAUCCGGUGCUGGACUCGAUCCGUCGGUGUCAAUUGUUCAACACCAAGUACGAUCGGGUGAAGGUGGUGUUCCAUCCCGAGUUUCUCAACUCAACCAAUCCAUUGUUUGGGCUGGACUAUGAAGAGUUUGUGCGCGGUUGCCAUCUCGGGGUGUUCCCAUCGUACUACGAACCCUGGGGAUACACACCGGCCGAAUGUACCGUGAUGGGUAUACCGAGCAUUACCACGAAUCUGUCCGGGUUCGGGUGCUUCAUGCACGAGCACGUGGCAGAUCCCAAAUCGUACGGUAUCUACAUCGUCGAUCGACGCCACGUUGGACUGGAAGAGAGCGUACAGCAGCUGUCAAAGUUUAUGUUCGAAUUUUCCAAACUGAACCGCCGCCAACGUAUCAUCCAGCGUAACCGUACGGAGCGGUUGAGUGAUCUGCUGGAUUGGAGAAAUUUAGGAAUUUACUACCGUCAAGCUAGGGUGAAAGCACUGCAAAGAGUGUAUCCCGAUUAUGUGGACGAAUCAACCGAAUAUCUGAAGCGAGCCACAGAUUUUACCUACCCACGACCGAUCAGUGCCCCACCAAGUCCUAGCUCAUCCAGACAUACCACACCGGCUCCUUCCCUGCACGGUUCGGACGAUGAGCAAGAUUCAGUCGAUUCGGAAGAAGAACUUCAGGAGCUUAAAAUGAAUUCACAUCACUAG